CCGGUUUGCUCCGGCGCUCACCCGACGCGGACGCGACGACGGCGUCGAGCGCUGCCCGAACACGUUCUUCGAGGGCCUCACAUCGCGGCGUGUGCAGCCAUGGUCGACGAGAUGGAUGCGGAGACGAUGCGACUCAUGCUGGACCAGGUCCUGAAGGAAAAUCAGCAGCUUAAGGCGGAGAUUGCGGACGUCCGGACGAGCAAAAAGUCAAUGAAGAAGCUCCAGCUCCUGCCCGACCUGGACCUGGGCAAGGGCUCCGCGACGCGGUCCCUGCGCACGCCGUCCGUCGCGUCGGCGACGGCGCCGUCGCGGCGCAUUCCCCUCGGCGGCAGCAAGCUGCGGCCGGCACCGCUCCGACGGCGCCGGUCGCAUGACGACGACAUCGCGGCGGCGUCCCCCCCGCGGGCCAGCCGCCGGCGGUCGCGGACGGCGCCGGCCGCGGAACCCGACGACGGCCCGCUCGACCUCGACGGCGAACUGCGAAGGCUCGACCGGCGAGAGAAGGCACUGGCGACGGCCGCGGCGCGGCCGCGCAAGUCGCGCCGCGCCGUGCAAGCGGCGCCGCCUCCGGCGCGCGAAACGGCCACGCGGCUCUUCGCGUGCGGCGUCCGGGACGUCGCCGAUCCGGCGGCGGCUCCGGGGGACGGCGGGCCGGCGUACGUGACGUGGCUCGCGGGCCUCGACCUCGACGAGGACGGCGGCGGCGAGAUGGACCCCGCGGGCGACUUCCUGUGCGCCGUCGCCGCGGCGGAGAGCGCCACUAUCGCGGUCGCGGCCGACGGGCGCCUCGUCGGCUGGGGCGGCGGCCCGAUCUUCCGGCACGGCGCCCGCGGCCACGCGCCGCGCGCCGUCGUCCAGAAGACGCUCGGCGGCCUGCGGCGAGCGCGGCUUGUCGCCUGCGGUCCGCGCCACGCCGUCGUCGCGCUCGCCGACGGGACGGUGUUCACCUGGGGCGCGGGCGCGCGCGGGCGGCUCGGGCACGGCGACUGCCGCGGCCAGACUGCGCCGAAGCGCGUCGAGGGCCUGCCCGACGGCGGGAUCAUCAGCGUCGCGGCCGGCGGCGCGCACACGGCGGUCGUCGUCGCGGCGGCCGGCCAGGCGGCGGGCGCCCUUUACAUUUGGGGCGACGACCGCGGCGGGCAGCUGGGCCAGGGCUCCGGCGAGGACGAUGACCAGCCGGUCAAGCGCGAGACGCGCAAGGCCGCGAUUCCAAAGCAGAACGACGCCGACUUUUCGACGGCUCCGGCGGCGGUCGAGUUCUUCCAGUGGCGCGGGGCUCUGAUCCGGCACGUCGCGUGCGGCCUGCACCACACGCUCGCCGUGGCCUGGGAGCCGGCCAGCGCGGGCGCGGGCGUCGUCGUCGCGCGGCUCUACGCGUGGGGCUUUGGCGACCGUGGCCGCCUCGGCACGGGCGCCACGGGCGCGCAGAAACUGCCAGCACGCGUCUUGCUGCCGAUCUGCGACGAUCCGCAUUCCGGGCAUGUCGUCGCGGCGGCGGGCGGCGACCAGCAUUCUCUCGCGCUGCUCAGCGACGGCCGCGUCUACGCGUUUGGGGACAACGAGCACGGGGCCCUCGGCCUCGGGCGCGCAUCGGAUCGGCCGGUGGAGUUACCGGAAGGCGUCGCGCUGCCCUUUCGGAGUGGCGGCGCCGUGCGCGUGAGCUGCGGCGCGCGGCACUCGGCCUGCGUGACGGCCUCGGGUGCGGUGCUCAUGUGGGGCUUUUCCGACGAGGGUCAGCUCGGUCUCGGACCCGAAGUUGCCUCGCUCAUGUCGACGCGGCGCGACGUGACGGCCAGCCCGCUCGAGUCGCCGCUGAUGAGCGAGCAGCCCGGGAAGUGGGGCGCCGAGGACGUCGCGCUCGGCGUCAGGCAUACCGUCGUCCUGUAUAGAAAUCAGAGCGCCAAGGUCUCGGGCCGCUACCUCUCGGACGCGGCCUUUGGCGACGCGGAUCGCAUCGCGGCUGCCGCGGUCGUGGUCGUCGCACCGACGACCCGCGACGACUUUGGCGGCCAGGAGGAAGAAGUCGUCAUUAGCCCCGUGCUCGCGCCGCCCGACGACGCGAGCGAAGGCCCGACGCCCGAGCAGCUCAUGCCGAACCUUUCGGCGCUUCGGUCGCGCAUCGAGGCCAAGAAGAAGCGGGACGAGCAAGAGGCAAGCGCCGCGCGGACGCGGUCGGCCCACGCUUCCGCGCGGGAAGAACUGAACAAGUUCGAGCGGCUCUUCGCGCGAAUGGAGGUCGAGCGGCCGCGCCCCGCGCCGCCGUCGCCGCCACCAUCACCCCCGGAGCCCGAGCCGGCGCCCGAGGCGCCGCCGUCGCCGCUGCCGAAGCUCAGCCCGAAGCCAGCCGUGUCGUGGGGCGGCAUCUUCUACGACGACCGCGUCGGGGACAUUGACGAGUCGCUCAAGAUCAGCCACGCGGCGCGGCGCGCGCGAAGCCGGCAGCAGCGGCGCUCGGGCGACGCGUCGCCCGCCGAGGAUCCGAUCGCUGCCGUCUGUCGACAAGUGCGGAUGUUCGGGGAGGCGGCUUCAUCAUCUUCUCCGGCUCGUGGUCGUAAGUAGUCUUGAAUUUGC
This is a messenger RNA of Pelagomonas calceolata, 2571 nucleotides long. The record is from the annotation of a GenBank genome assembly. Lineage: Eukaryota; Pelagophyceae; Pelagomonadales; Pelagomonadaceae.